Molecule: messenger RNA, 8075 nt
Organism: Limulus polyphemus (Atlantic horseshoe crab)
Lineage: Eukaryota; Metazoa; Arthropoda; Merostomata; Xiphosura; Limulidae
Gene: Arfip
Product: arfaptin-2-like
Exons: 6
Coding region: 106-1185 (359 amino acids)
Biological process (GO): regulation of Arp2/3 complex-mediated actin nucleation; intracellular protein transport
Cellular component (GO): trans-Golgi network membrane
Molecular function (GO): protein domain specific binding; phospholipid binding
Source: RefSeq, a predicted model, not a curated record
AGUGGUUAGAAUCGUUGUUCCAUUUUAAGCUACGUAGGUUAAGAUCGAGGGAGGAAUUAUUAUUACAUUUUUUUAAAAUUUCUUUAUUUUUGUUGAAAGUAGCCAAUGGCUUCUAAUGGACCAGCUUCAGGUUUGGAGUAUGACAGAGACCUUCAAAACGUUCUACAUGAUGUUCCAUCCAUGAAUGAAAGCAAUGAUGUAGUCCAUGGAGGUACACCUUCUCAUUCAAAAAGUGCCAGUAACAGUGAUAAUAAAUUUCAACCAUCUGUUGGUUCUGGAUCUCACAGAACAGUGAUUCCUCCUACAUCUCUUCCAGCCAGUGGUCAGUGGAAUCCUCCAAUGCCUCCAGCAAAUACAAAUGUGCCAUUGUCGAGUCCUAGUCCCUCCCAGAAUGGAGAAGACUCAAGAUCUCAAGUGACAAGACCUCCUCAGUCAAAGAUAGACACACUCAAACAAUGGAGCAUUUCAACCUACAAGUGUACCCGACAGAUUAUUUCAGAAAAACUAGGGAAAGGCAGCAGAACAGUGGACUCAGAGUUAGAAUGUCAGAUUGAACAGCUUCGAGAGACACAGAGGAAGUAUGCCAACAUUCUUCGGUUGGCUCGGGCUCUGGCCAGCCACUUCUAUCAUGUAGUACAGACACAGCAUGCUCUUGCUGAGUCUUUCUCUGACCUAGCUCACAAGUCCCCAGAACUGCAGGAAGAAUUCCUUUAUAACUCUGAAACACAGAGAAAUUUGGGAAAGAAUGGAGAAACACUCUUAGGAGCUUUGAAUUUCUUUGUUUCAUGCCUCAAUACACUGUGUAAUAAGACUAUAGAGGACACUCUUCUGACUGUCAAGCUAUAUGAAAAUGCAAGAUUAGAAUUUGAUGCCUAUAGAAGUGAUUUAGAAGAACUGAUGCAGGGAACUCGAGGGGAUGCAAUGUCCUCCAAGUUGGAUGAAGCAAGAAAAAACUACACAACAUAUAAAGAAAAGUAUGAGAAACUUAGAUCUGAUGUUGCUGUAAAGAUGAAGUUCUUGGAAGAAAAUAAGGUGAAAGUCAUGCACAAACAAUUGCUGCUGUUUCAUAAUGCUGUUUCUGCUUAUUUCUCUGGAAAUCAAAGUAUGCUAGAGUCCACUUUGAAACAGUUCAACAUCAAGAUGAAAAACCCUAAUUCGUCCAGCCAGUCAUGGCUAGAACAGUAAAAUCGGAGAACUGAGACUAAUGUAGACUGGGCACUCUUCAUUCCGCUGUCUUGAUUUCCUAGGUACUGAACUGUAAUGACUUUUCUUGUGAUGGUAUAUUUAAAUUUGUUUACAUUCUCUUCAGCCACGGACCUGAUGUUAUUUCUGUUGUUGUAUAGCAGGAAAGAGAGAGUCGGUCUUGAGAUCGUGUCUGAACAGUAAGGGAGGUUUUGUUGACAUUAAGGCCUUGAAAUUGGAAGCACUAUUUUAAUGUAUUUUCUACCACCCUUCAAAGCUGGAAAAAUGUGUAUAUUUGAUAACCUUAGUUGUUCUAAUGUUUAGUAAGUGCAGAAAAAUUAAUUUGAAAGUUAUUAAUUUCUCCUGUUUGCAAAGUUGAGGAUGGAGUUUAGUUUACAGACUCACUCGUAUUCCAAGGAUAAAACUUGGAUGUUUUCAGAAUAUUUAUUCAGCAUAUUUUAUAAUAUUAUUUCUAUUUGUUUGAGAAUUUGAGAAGUAAUAACAAUUAGUUGUAAACCAGAAACUUUAAAAUUUGAUGUCUCUCGUAUUUUUUGGUAGUUUCUACCAUGUAAGGGUAAAUACUGUUAUACUUAGCUGUACAUCUGGGUUUGUAGGACUAAGGGAAUGACUGUGCUUAUGAUUGUUAGAAUCAAAUUAAUGUCAGAGGUUUAGGGUUUUUAAUUAUAUACUGAUUUUCUUAUAUUGCAUCUGUUGCUAUUAACAGUGAGAAGAAGUAAGUAUGUUUCCUUUUUUUUUGCAGAUGUUAGAGCUUAAUAUAGGAUUCUUCAAACAAACCAGUAUAAUCAUACAUGCUGUUAUUGUUCAAACAGUGCUUUCUAUAGCUAUAGGUACUUAGAAAUUGAUACCUGUCACUUUACCCCAGAGUCUGAAGUUUGUUUUCAGUUGAAGGGUUAUAAAAUAGCCACAGUAAAUUACUAUGGCUUACAUUAUAUGAGAAACAACUACAGUAUAUUACUGUGACCUACAGUAUAAGAAAACAGCUACAUUUGAUUAUUGUGACACACCAUAUUAGAAAACAGCUGCAAUGUAUUACUGUGACAUGUGUAUAAGAAAACAGCUACAUUUGAUUAUUGUGACACACCAUAUUAGAAAACAGCUGCAAUGUAUUACUAUGACAUGUAUAUAAGAAAACAGCUACAUUUGAUUAUUGUGACACACCAUAUUAGAAAACAGCUGCAAUGUAUUACUAUAACAUGUGUAUAAGAAAACAGCUACAUUUGAUUAUUGUGACACACCAUAUUAGAAAACAGCUGCAAUGUAUUACUAUGACAUGUGUGUAUAAGAAAACAGCUACAUUUGAUUAUUGUGACACACCAUAUUAGAAAACAGUGUGAUGUAUUACUGUGACAUACAGUAUACAAAAACAGCUACAUUUGAUUAUUGUGACACACCAUAUUAGAAAACAGCUGCAAUGUAUUACUAUGACAUGUGUAUAAGAAAACAGCUACAUUUGAUUAUUGUGACACACCAUAUUAGAAAACAGUGUGAUGUAUUAUUGUGACAUAUUGUUUAAGAAAACAGCUACAGUGUAUUUGUGUGAUAUACUUUAUAAUGAAACAGCUAUUGUGACAUAUAGUGUGGCAUGUACUGUAUGAUGUAUCAUCUAUCACAGGUAUGUUUGCUAUUUAAAAUGUAAAGUAACUUUGUAAGUGAUUGGAAAUACUACAACACAAAGAACCAAAUUUAGAAGGAAGAGAGAAAUAAGUAGCUCUUUAAAAAUAUUGAAAACUUAGGAAGAUAAUCAAAAUUAAUUCAAUUACAUCUGGAUGAAUCCUGGUUCCAAUUAGAUUUUCCCAGUUAUCUUUAUAUUUGAGGCUUUUUUUAGUGAUAUUUAUAAAAAUAGAAGUGAAGUCAAUAAAUCCUUUUAAGUGUAUUCAAAUUUAUUGACUCUUGUUUAAGUCUUUAAAUGUAAAUUUAUAUUCUUUAUAAAAGUUGUUUACUAGAAUUUGCCAUUAUAUUUUUGAUCAUAUAAAAUAUGCUUCAUAUAUUUCUUGUAAACAAGUUGUGGUGUAUUUGUCCUUCUAUUUAGACUGGGACAACUGAUAUUAAGUAAUAAAUAUUCAAGGUAAGUUAAUUAGCCUUUUUUUAAUACAUUCCUCAAUUUGCACAUGUACAUAAUGCUUCUGUUUUUAGUUAUAAUUAGGAUAAUUUCUGUUUGUGUAUAAGAAUUACUAUUGGGUUUUUUUUCCCUAAUAAUCAGAACUUCAUGUGAGUAAUACCACAAGAAUGAGGAAUUUCAUAUAUAAUGUGUUAAAACUGCUGACAUUGUUAGAGUAAAUUGGAUUUGAUGGUACCAUUCCACUUACUAAAGUUAACAGUAUUCCUGUUAUUACGGUUAGAUCCAUUUUAUUACUUUGAUUAUACAGGAAUCAUUAUAUUUUAUUUUCUCCCGUAUUACUAAUGCUAGUCCAAAAGUUUAUGCAUGCAGCAGGUUAUGAAUGGAUUUGUAACCUAGUGAAUAUAUAUUUAUAUGUGUGUGUGUAUAUAUAGACACACACACACACACACGUAUAUAUAACAAUCUUUUAAACCACUAGCUAGAAUGAGCUCUUUAAAUUAGUCAGUCAGAUUUUGAUGUUUACAUCUAGUUUUAUUACAUCAUAUUAUUAAACCAGUGAUGUGCUGUAUUACAGUUUUGAUGCUUAUUUUUUCAGAAACAUUUAGAAAUGUAAACUGUCUUAAGAGUUUCAUUUGACCAUGAAGUACGUGUAUAAAUCUAGUCAACAUUUUGUGAUUUACUAACCUUGCAGAAUUUAUAUUCACACUUUAUUAGGCCUACUUUAUGUUACUGGUCCUAUUUUUGUUGUUUGUUUAUUAUCCCUAUGUUUGUGUUAGUGAUGUUAUAGUGCAUAAAGAGACCUCUCAUUCCAGGAUAAAUGGUUUUUUAUUAUCAGUUUGUUAAUAUAAAGCCAAAAUGAAUUUGAAAGGAUCUUUUAUCACAAAAAAUUGCAUUAAUUGUGUAAAGCUACUGUGCUACAUUGCUAAUUAAGAAUGUUUUAGAAGUUCAGUUGUUUCUUUUUUAUAUACAUACAUGACUAAUUACAUGAGAACUAUUGUAUGAUUGAUUGUUUUUAUGACACAUGAACAAUGAUGGUAAUGUUUUUUGUUUCCUUUAAAAAUAUAGAUGUUAAAAGAUUUUGUUACUGAGCAUAAACAACUAAUGUAAAAAUGGUUAAAAUCACUGUAAUGUAAAUUAAACAGUCAAGGUUAUUUCAAUGCAUUUACCUGUUUUUUCUCCUUUCAGUAAUUUUAUUUUGUGUUAUUGAGCUUAUUUUAAAAUAUUUUCAGUUCAUAGGACUUUUAGGUAUCUUGAAUUGUUUUUAUCUAGAUAUGUUGUAAGAUGCAGUUAUGUUCAUGUAAAUCUGUCAAAACUGUGCUGAGAAAAAUGCCCAUCCACACACUAGUUGAAGUGGUAAUGUUAUGAUAAUGUUGAUGGUUUUAGAUUGUAAUAUUCAAAUGUUUAUUUUCAGUUUUUCUUCAGUAUACUGAGAAAUAAAGCUCUUGACAAAGCCAUAAUGUUCUAACAUUCAUACCACAUUUAUGUAAACUUGAGUUUGAAUUUGUACAUCACUUACAUAAUAAUGAGAGAAUGUUGAUAGGUAUAUUUCUUGAUUAGUUACUCUUCAGGGUUAAUAUCCUAUCAGCUCACAAGUUUUUGGGAAAAAGUGUUUUUACAUUUAAUAUUGGAAUCAAGAUAUAACAUUAGGAGUGGUGCUAUUAAUAGAAAAAAAUAUUUUUGUUUAAAACUAAUUUAAACUUACAUAUUCCAUAUUAUUGUUUUUGUUCUAAUUGUAGCUUCUUCCUGCUUUAUGAUAUUGGAGUUGUGGUAGAGAAUACAUUCCCUUCUUUCAUGCUUUUUAGUAAUGUAGUAAAGAUUUUGGGAAAUGACAUCUCUGAUGGAAUAUGUUAUUGUGUAUUUUAGGUUGCUAUAGUAACAAGUGUGGAAUAAAAUCAUAAAAUCGAUAUUUUGUUGUGAGACAUGGCUUACAUACACAACUUCAAAGUUGUUUUUACAGUGUUAUUUAGACGUGUUAAUUUAUAUGAUGUAAUUAUGUAGCUUGAUGCUGAAAAUAUAAUUUCUCUACAUUGUUAAAACUCUGAGUUGAAUCAAUGGUUUUAAAAGCUCAUUUUAGGCUUUAGAUAUGCUAUCAUCCAAUUACUAGCAGGUAUCACCUUGUUUGAUAUUUUUGAAGAAUAAAUCAUUGUUGAAAUUGUUAUUUAGAUCUUUCAAAUCAGGUCAUCUUUUUACCUCUGAAAUAGUUUAAGCCUUUCCUUGUUGAGGUUGAGUUUAUUCUCAAGCUGUCAACAAACAUGUAACCCAAAAUUCUGAAUCCAUCUUAUUCAUUACAGAACAUGCAUCAGAUACCCAUAAUUUUCACCCUCCUACCUUCUACAUGACUUAUUUUACAUAUGUUAGAAGAACUGACAUAAGCCCUGCUUUCCCAUCAUAAUUCAGAUAGAAACUCUUCUGCAUCAAUUGAUGAUUUAAUUCUGCAGUUUUCCCCUGCCAUUUGCGGAGUUCCUAUAGCUGCAUUGUCAGCCUCUAAUGCCAAGUCUCCUGUCAGGACUUCAUGGAUGCUAGUUUGAUGGUCAUGAAUUUCUUUCUUUACUCCAAGAAAAAGUUGGUUCUUUCACACAGGCUUUUUCACCUUUGAGGAGCAGGAUUUACCAUUCAGCUUUAGUCUUCAGGAGCAAAUGAAUGACUUGCAUGAUUCUCUUUAUCUAGCAUUUACUGACUUGGCCUCAUUUACCAAUGGGCUUACUUGCUUGUUCUCAUUUAUUACCUAGUGGUAUUUUAUAAAAGAUUCACACGUACCCCAGUAUUUAUGGUAGCCUCUAAAGGGUUGUUUCUUGCACCAUUUUAUUUUUGUCAGUAUUUCUCCUAAAUUAUUUUCUUAAUCUGUAGAAGCUCAUCAUUAGAAGCUGAUUAUGGCUCUGGCAUAGCUAUUUCAGUUUUUCAUCCUACUUUUUGAUAUCCAGUUAAUAUUUGUUAUCCUCCUUCUUACACUGCUACUUCUCAGCUUUAUACUUAUGCUUCUUCUCAUUAUUUUUUUUCCUUUUGAGUUGAAAAAUGCAAAAGUAAAUGGGGUGAGCUUUCUUGACUUAGACAUUUCCAAAUGACUCUUCCUCUUAGUCUUUUGGGGGUCACCUGGUGUCCUUUGUUCAUCAGAUUCUUCAAUCUGGAUUUUCUGUCCAAUUUCAUCAUUCUCCUGCACUUUUGACUUCUAAUUUCUUUUCCUUUUCUGUCUGAUCCAAUUUGUAUUCAAAAUUCAGAUAAUGAAGUUCCAAACAUUUGACAGAAAGAUGUUAUAGAAACAGUAUAUUUUCCCAUGUUUUUACUCGUUUUUUUUGUAGUGCCAAAAAAGUCAUAAGAUUGGAGACCAGUGAUUGAUCUUUGUCAUUUCAGUCAUUAUCUGGACAUUCUUUAUUUUAAGAUGGAAACCAUGGAAAUUCUUUCAUCAGUUUUUGGAUGACAAAAGUGGAUAUCAAAUAUUCUUACCGAAAUGUCCCAAUUCAUUUCUUUUUGACAUUUGUUUCUCUUUACUGGUACCAUUAGGGAGUGGCUUAUCAGUUUACAGCCUUCUCUUUUGGUCUAGCUUCAAUACCUUACAUCUGCACACCUAUUAUCAAAACAUUUGUUGGUGUUCUAUGUACCUCCAGUAUGGAUUCUCAUCAUUAUACUGAUGAUUGGCUUAUUCUCACUCAGUCAUCACUACACUGAUUGACUCGCACUCAGUUAACCACCAAUUUAGAUGGGGUGCUUUACUAGGGGAUUAUAAUUUUCUAGGUGUCUGGUCUCCUCAGGAAUCACUUUCUCACAUCAAUGUUUAGGAGCUUUUGGCAGUUGACUGUGUAUAUCAAGAGUCCCUACCCUUGUUAUACAAACACUGUACUGUAUUUACAUCGCACAGACAACUCUUCUGUUGUGAUAUAUAUCAAUAAUCAAGUUCAUACUCAUUCUGCACUUAUUUGGCUACAAUCACAUCAUGAAUAUCCCUGAGCUUGUCAUGUACCACAUGUUGUGAAUAUUAUUAUGGUUUGUUUUUUCAAAAAUUGUUGGCUUUCUUUAACAGAAAGGACCUCUCAGUAUUUCAAUGGUUGUACCAUUGGAUAAUUCAUCCUGUAAUUGAUGCAUUCACUACUGCAACCAAUCAUCAUCUUCCAUGUACUGGUCUACAGUUCUAGGUCCCACUUCACUAAUGGCAGCUGCUUUGAGCCAGUCUUGUGAAAAAAAUUUUCUCUGUGCUUUACCUCCUCUUUGUCUUCUUCCCUAGGUAUUGGCCAAGAUCAUUUUCUGGAAUUGUCAAAUUCUCCUUAUUGCUUCCCAUUAGCCUGUUCUACAGUGGUUUGCAUUACUAUGUUGUAUGUCUGAAGGGGAUACUACUCCAUUACCUUUUUGAAAAGAAAGUCAACUUCUUUUCUUGUGUUGUUCAAAUGCUGUCACACUUUUGCAAACAUUCAUCCAUGGCUGUAUGCUGAUCUCGUUGGUCUGUGUUCAAGAGUUGGUGCCUUCAAAAAUCUAUUUCUUCUCUUUCACCAACAAUUCCAACAGAUUGUCUCAUUUUUCCUAUACUUAUUCAAUUAUCGUGGCUUGUUUGCUUCUUCUGUUCGAUGAUGACUUUUUCUUACCAACCCUUCACAAAAGACAGUUGAAAUCAAGGUUUACCCAUAAGAAAAAAAUUGGAAUUCAUCUUGGUAUGGAUAUAAGUCUUAAUAUAGAAGAAAAUUUGUAAAAAACACCAUUAGUAAAGUAAUUCAUUUGGCCAGAACUUGGUAAAUCACGUUCAGAACAAAUGCUGUUUACAUAACGUUACAUAUAUGUUUGAUCAACAUUUCCUUCAAAUGUCACUUAAUAAAAACAAGUUUAGUAA